This is a messenger RNA of Bombyx mori (domestic silkworm), 753 nucleotides long. Its product is annotated as thrombin-like enzyme cerastocytin. The record is from RefSeq and is a predicted model, not a curated record. Bases 230 to 733 code for a protein of 167 amino acids. Gene Ontology annotation, biological process: proteolysis. Lineage: Eukaryota; Metazoa; Arthropoda; Insecta; Lepidoptera; Bombycidae. The transcript has 4 exons. Gene Ontology annotation, molecular function: serine-type endopeptidase activity.
UUCACCCUAACAUGUAGGUGAACUCACGGGGCUCAAACCGGAAGUGUUGCUUGCACUGGCCCUACCAAGAGCAGUGCUUCGCAGAAUCUACCACCGGAUCGGAAACGCGACCCACUGAGAAGAUCCGGCGAGAAAUUCAGUCCGUAUGGGAAAAACGGACCGACUUAUGCAACGCUGCACUAUUCUCAACAAUCUUCAUUAAGCGUGUUUGUGCUUAUUUAAAUUUCAGAUGUCGCAAAAGCUUGAUACCAGACCGAUAUUUUUGCAAAGGAAAUUCUUGCCGGUCUACCCGAACACUUUCUGUAAAGAGGUUUACGGCGACAAAUUCGUUUCGUCAACAAUGUUCUGUGCCGGGACACUGACGACGGGGGAAGGUGCUUGUGAUCACGACGCAGGCGGUCCGGCGAUACUCUCCGGUCGUCUCGUGGGCAUUAUUUCGUUUGGCCCAACAAUCUGUGGGUACCCUAAUGCUCCUACGGUUUUCACUUUGGUUGGCGCUUACGCUGAUUGGAUAGAAAACAUCAGAAAUACUAUGCCUACAUACUAUACGGGUAAAAGGCGCACCACCACCACCACCGUAUCGCCGCUUCACGAUUACUUCGUGACCUGGGGUAAGAUGUACAGGUCAUCGCAGUACACAACGAAUGGAAUUAAAGUCAUAAAUAGUCCCGUCAAGCCAGCGAUCAGAGGUGGCGACGACAGCGAAGAUGGCGGCUGGAGCAUCGAGCACUGAUUUGUUACAAAUACAUUAUU